AAUUCAUAACUAAAAAGGCGCCUUAAAAAAAUGAAAAAAUUGGCCGGUAUUUAUUUGUCUUUUUCUCUGGUCUUUUACAUCACCCCGCGCCAUAUAACGCGCCUUGCAAUGGAAGCAGAUUCUCCAAACAACAAACAGAAGCGAAAAUGAUGAAAUCUCACUCACUCUCUGCUUUCUUUGGCUUCUUCUUAGACUAGAAAGUGAAAAAUUGAAAAUGCCGGAGCUUGGGCUUCAGGAUCAGAGCUCGUCGAGAUCGGGUUUUAGAGCUCGCGAUGCUAGCCCUGACUCUGUGAUUUUAACUCUCGAGUCCAACUUUAGUCUGUUUUCUUCUGCUUCUGCCAGCGUUGAUCGGUGCUCUUUUGCUUCCGAUGCUCAUGACCGUGACUCUCUCGCUUCUGAAAUUUCUCUGCAUUUGGCAGGACAUGAAUCUUCAUCUUUUGGUGGGGGCGUCGGUGGUAGUGACCUUCACGAUCCUUCGAGUGGUCCAGAUCGAGAUGCAGAUCCAAACAAACUCAUCUCUGUAUACGGCAACACCAAGCACGCUCACGCUCACGUUCACGUUCACUCUCACUCUCACUCUCACUCUCACUCUCGUCUCUUCAGAAAAGUUGAAAAAGAGAAAUGUACAGCUCAAAAAGAAGACAAAAAAGCUACUAUAGAAGUAGAGGACGAUAGCCAUCUCUUAGAUUCAGCGAGAAGCUCAUUCUCUCUUGCUCUUAAAGAGUGUCAGGAAAGGAAAUCCAGAUCUGAAGCCAUUUCGAAGAAGCCAGACAGGAGGAGACCUGCUUCGCUGGAUCUGAACAAUGUUAUUGCCGCCUCAUCGCCGCGAUUGGGUGCCAUGAAAACGAGCUCGACUUCGUCGCGCAAGUCCGGUAUGUUUCCUAGUCCUGGCACACCUAAUUAUCGCCACGCUAGUGUUGGAUUGCAGAAGGGUUGGAGCUCGGAGCGAGUGCCAUUGCAUAACAAUGGUAAUAGGCGCCAAGUAAAUGCUGCGUUAUUGCCUUUCAAUAAUGGGAGGACGUUGCCAUCGAAAUGGGAGGAUGCUGAGAGGUGGAUAUUUAGUCCUGUUUCUGGAGAUGGUGCACUGAAAACGUCUCUUCAACAUCCUCAGCGGAGGCCAAAGUCGAAGAGUGGACCGCUUGGGCCUCCUGGGAUUGCGUAUUAUUCGUUGUAUUCGCCUGCCAUGCCAGUAUUUGAAGGAGGGAAUGCGGGAAAUUUCAUCGCAGGUUCUCCUUUUUCAGCUGGUGUUAUUGCAGCGGAUGGACUGUCUAUUCCGUCUAAUGGCCAUGGUUUGGCCUUUUCUGCGCGGACAGAGCCUUGCAUGGCCCGUUCCGUUAGUGUGCACGGGUGCUCUGAGGCGUUGGCCCAGUCCUCGUUGCCCUCCCAAGAUGAGAAGCUUGAUGAUGUGAAGAAUGCAGCGGCUGAUAUGCCUUCUUCCGUUUCAAGAAGGGACAUGGCAACCCAAAUGAGUCCUGAGGGUAGCAACCAUUCAUCUCCAAGCGGGAGGGCAUCAUUCUCUGUUUCCACUCCAUCUGCGCUAACUAUUAUGGAACUGGAGAAUAUCCAUUCCUCCAAAUCAGAAGUCAGGGAUGUGGAGGUGGAUGAAAAGGUUACUUUCACGAGGUGGACUAAGAAACAUAGGGUUCGCAACCAGGGGAAGAGAUCAGAAAUUGUUGAUGACUGGAGAAAGAAAACUGCUGAUGCUCGAUGUUCAGGUUGGGACGUUGCAGAGGCUGCAAAGAGCAUUUCAAAGGCCAAAAGAGAGGAAGCCAAAAUCAGUGCAUGGGAGAAUCUGCAGAAGGCAAAAGCUGAGGCAGCAAUAAGGAAACUUGAGAUGAAGCUUGAAAAAAAGAGAUCAUCAUCUAUGGAUAAAAUUAUGAAUAAGCUGAGAUCAGCCCAGAAGAAAGCCCAAGAAAUGAGAACCUUCGUAUUAUCCAACCAGGCAAACCAAGUUUCCAGGACUUCUCACAAGGUUAUAUCAUUCCGCAGAACCCGUCAAAUGGGGUCCUUGAGUGGUUGCUUCACAUGCCAUGCUUUCUAGUAUCUCAUCUCCGUAUAUUGCUGUGUUUUAAUCAGCUUAACAUGCCUGAUGUCAUGUAACUGGGUGAAGGUUUAUUAGAUUCCUGAUCGAGUUGAAGUGGAAUAACACCUGCAGCAGAAGGCAGUGUAUAGAAGCAGAAAACUAUUACAUAGACACUAUUCUGGUGUCAAUGCAGUUUUGCAGGGGCACGAAGCUCAAGUGUCUCCAUUAAGAUUUCAGUUAAGCGGCAAGAUUCUUGGUUGCGGUGUUCCUGACACCAACAUAUCCUGAAAUUUGACUGUAAAUCUUCUACUUGUGUAUGUAUGUGUGUAUAUCGACAAGUACUUUUUCUCAUUCAUGGCAUUUUGCCUUGCAGUUUGAAAUGCCAUUUACCUGGCUUACUUCCAAUUUUAAAAUAAAUUCUAGUAUGGGUAUAAGUACACCGUGCAUUCUAUUGGUCAAUAAAACUGCCAGGUCUUGGAAUUGCUAUUCCGUUA
This is a messenger RNA of Hevea brasiliensis (rubber tree), 2517 nucleotides long. RefSeq lists its product as uncharacterized. The transcript has 8 exons. NCBI's taxonomy places the organism in Eukaryota, Viridiplantae, Streptophyta, Magnoliopsida, Malpighiales, Euphorbiaceae. The record is from RefSeq and is a predicted model, not a curated record. The coding region runs from base 215 to 2041 and encodes 608 amino acids.